GUAAACUCGUCAAUCGCAUCUGAGUCGCUCUUCUUUCCUUCCGCCAUUUUUUUCUUUCUAGGUUGCAGAGUUAAAGGAGAAGGUUUUCAAUUAGGGUUUUGUAGAGAGAAAGAUGAGCCGAAGUUUGGGAAUACCGGUGAAGCUUCUUCACGAGGCCUCAGGUCAUAUCGUGACGGUGGAGCUAAAGAGCGGCGAGCUUUACAGAGGAAGUAUGAUUGAGUGUGAGGAUAACUGGAACUGUCAGCUCGAGGAUAUUACUUAUACCGCCAAGGAUGGUAAGGUAUCACAGCUUGAGCAUGUCUUCAUUCGAGGCAGUAAAGUCAGGUUUAUGGUCAUACCAGACAUUCUCAAACAUGCUCCAAUGUUCAAGCGGUUAGAUGCUAGAAUCAAGGGAAAGAGCUCAUCACUGGGUGUUGGCAGAGGUAGAGGUGCAAUGCGAGGGAAACCGGCUGCCGGGCCCGGGCGUGGAACUGGAGGAAGGGGAGCGGUACCACCUGUGAGGAGAUGAUUGAUUUUACGCUCAACAUGUAAGCUUUGAUUCUGGGAUAGUCUUUCUGUGAUAUCCAGGUGAAAGCCGCCUUUCUUGGUUCUGUCAUUAAUGCUUUAGAGAACACUGUAAAACCAAACAAGAGAGAGAGAUAUCCAGAUGCACUACUAGUUCUGUAUUUUGGGUUACCAAGAUGUUUGAAUCAUUGACAAGUUUUCGUUGUGAUCUAUUUUCUUCUUUGCGCAUUCUCCAUUUCUGACAGUAGAUGAGUAAAACAAAGUACAUUGUUUUCAUAAAGGUCUUAAUAAGACUAAGAUCAGAAAACAAAGUUGGUCAUUUAUAACAUUAAUAAUAUAAGCUAGAAAAUAAUAUUGUACUUGUAUUUUCAACAUGUAAAACCUUGUCUACUGCUAUUUUCCCAAAUUAUCCAAAAAAUUUCCAAAAUGACU
Molecule: messenger RNA, 936 nt
Organism: Arabidopsis thaliana (thale cress)
Lineage: Eukaryota; Viridiplantae; Streptophyta; Magnoliopsida; Brassicales; Brassicaceae
Product: Small nuclear ribonucleoprotein family protein
Exons: 5
Coding region: 113-508 (131 amino acids)
Biological process (GO): RNA processing; mRNA splicing, via spliceosome; defense response to bacterium
Cellular component (GO): nucleus; spliceosomal complex; cytosol
Molecular function (GO): RNA binding
Source: RefSeq, marked reviewed